UCCAUGAAGUUCUGUUUGGUUCAGCAUUUUCUUCUGAUCAAGUUCUGAGUUUGUUUAAAAUGGCUGGCCACUCGAUGAUCAACGAAAGUGCUGACGAUGGCUUAACGGGUGAGUUUUGGAAUCAGUUUGUGAAUUCGAAUGAAGUCGACGAUGUGGACGAGGAUGCCGUCGAUGUGAUCCAUCAACGCCGAGCGGAAUUGGCUGCACGCAACUCCGAACGAAUCAACCGCAUCAAUGCCGCCUGGAACUGUGGUCGGCCCAACAGCAUCGCCCCUGCACCGGCCCAACCAACAAGGGUUGUGACUCCUCGUAUGCCGAGCCAGGCGCCCAACCUAUCGCCGCCCACACCGGAGCCUACGAUCCCAACCCGGUCAUCAUUAUCGUCAACCAGCCAACCGAGCCUGCGGCCAGGCCCGAGCCAGCCCAGCCAGCGGCCAGGACCUAACCAGCGGCCAGGCACCAGCCAGCGACCGGUGACGAAAGCAGCACAGCCGGAACAGGAACAGGAACCGGAACAACUCUCGAGCGAGUCGAACGGAACCCACACUAUGGUCCGUUACUCUAACAACAAAAAGCGGACAACGCGUGGUGAUGACGAUGAUAGCAGCGAGGAAGCCGAGGUGCGGGAACCGGACAAACGGGAAAAGCGUCGAUCUCGCUAUCACUCCCGGAGCCGAUCGCCAAGCGCCGAGUCUCGGCGACGCCGCCAUCGUUCCCGUUCUCGGCGACGAACUCGUUCUCGUUCCCGUUCUCGUUCCCGCUCCCGGCGUUAUCGCUCACGAUCGCGAUCACGAUCCGGUUCGCGGGAUUCGCGCGGUCGUUCCCGGAACCCUAACCGUAGUAACGCCGAUCGAUCUGGGCCCAGUGGCGAGCUUAGCAUGAUGCAAACCAUGAUGACCAUGAUGAUGCAGAUGAUCGACAAAUCGUCUAAUCAACCGGCAACGGCGAAUUUUUCGAUACCGGAGGCAAUGUCCAAUCUUCGAGCAGCGGCCCCAUCCGUCCCAGAACCCAGAGCGACUUUCACCAGAAGUAGAGGGGAGGUGGCCAGCAGCUCCAUACAGACUUUUGGUUCAACAAAAACGCCAUCGGUGACCACAGCGGCCUACGAUGUUGGAACAGAGUUGUUCCUUAAGGGAGAUAUCAAUUUCGGCGAAUACCUUGCCUUGAAACCAUCGUCCCGGGAGAACAGUAUGGUGACACCGAAUCCGCAUGUUACCAGUUGCAUCAAUGAAGCUAUCACGAUCCUCGGUCGCACGGAGGCGAAGGAACAAACCGGAAAGUUCCUCUAUGUGCCACCUACGUACGAUAGUGAAGUAACCAAAAAGGAUAACCGAUCGCCGCUCAUCUGGAACACGUACAACGUACUGUUCCGCUUCUCAUCCAACCUACGGGAGGUGGAUUUGUGCGAACCGUUUCCUAACGUCAACAAAAAGCUGAAAACGGUCAUCGCGGAUCUCGGUCUCGACGAGGGCAUCAUCGCCCAUCAGCUGGAAGAAAGUGUGAAGGCGGCCAAGGCACGGGCGGCAUUAAUUGACUCUUCUUGCCAAAUUCAGGCCAUAAUUCCUCCCGCAGAACUACCGGGUCCCAGGGGUCGGCGGCAUAUGAUCGAACGUGCAGUUCAAACAUCGGGGUACGCUUGCGGCGAGUGUGUUGAGCGAUCGAAACGUACCUACACUUCUGUAGGCAUGCAAACCAAGGCCAAUAUCGUACGGCAGGCGGAUGCCGUCGUACAAACCAGCAACUUCAAUAGAGAGGAGGAGUCACGCGCUGCUAGUAUCCCGCUUACCAAUAUGACCCCGAACCAGAUUGAGCUGAUCGAAACGAUCGUGAACUACGUUCGCCAGCGACAGAUUACGGGUUCGGUCGAAAGUGUAAGCAAUGCACUGCGACGCGAUUCUGCAGCCCCCGCUGCGAUGGGAUGGGAAAUGUAUGAUUCCAUUCAGCAUACACUAGGACAAGCUGCCGGGCUGGCAAACCGGGCUAGCAUGAACACCCGAACCAUAAUGGCUCAACAACAACCAAUGCCAACAGUGCCGCCACCACCAUCCGUAGUGCUACCAACGCAAACACCGAAACCAAAUGAUCCACGCCUAGGAGCACGCGCUGGUAACUAUCGGGGCUUCCAGGGCAGCAGACAACAGCAGCAACCGGUUCAACUAGUUCCGGCUGGCUUUGCCUAUGAUGCUUCGAAGAAAAACAAGAAGAGAAAAUAGGUUUUCAAGUGCCAUAGCACAGAGACGGUCAGCGUCUUUUUAUAACCACCAUGAAUCUUUUUUUUCAGAAUUAAUGAACUAAGGAAUCGAAUAAUAAAUGAAUUUCUUUUU
Molecule: messenger RNA, 2324 nt
Organism: Anopheles aquasalis
Lineage: Eukaryota; Metazoa; Arthropoda; Insecta; Diptera; Culicidae
Source: RefSeq, a predicted model, not a curated record